Molecule: messenger RNA, 806 nt
Organism: Trichosurus vulpecula (common brushtail)
Lineage: Eukaryota; Metazoa; Chordata; Mammalia; Diprotodontia; Phalangeridae
Product: protein hinderin-like
Exons: 5
Coding region: 27-353 (108 amino acids)
Source: RefSeq, a predicted model, not a curated record
ACCCCGGGAGUGGCGGUUGUUUCAAGAUGGCGGAUGUGACGGCUGUCACCGGCUCGGGGGUCGCGGCGUACUGGAGCCGGGACCUUUCUGAUGAGGAACAUGCUGUGCUACAUAUUUCAGCAGGAAAUAAUAGAGCAAAACACAAAUCAAAAAUUUCCAAAGCUGGUGUUAAACUAAAGGCUUCCAAGGCAACUGAUGCUUCUGUCACGAUGGAUCCUUCCAAAGGUGCAGGAGACUCGGCACCUAAAGAGACUGGUCACAAUGGAGGAAUGAAGAGUGCCUGCUUGAAGGACUUAUGUCCUGAAGACAAAAGACGUAUUGCAAACUUAAUCAAAGAGCUUGCCAGAAUCUGACUUGGAACUCAGAGGCCACUAUGUCUAACUUGUACCUGACUGAGAAUCUAUUCUGCAAUAACUCCAGCAAGAAGUUUUCCACCCUCUGCUCAAAAAGCUCCAGAGAGCAGGAGCUCACUACUUCUCAAGGCAGCCCUCUGUACCUUUGUGCCACUGUAGAUGUGAAGAAGUUUUUUCCUGUCAAGACUAAAUCUUACCCUUGGCAAUUUCUACCUAUUGUUCCUACAAAUAGAAUAAGUUUAAUUUGCUUCCCAUGACAGUCUUUCAGAUAUUUGAUGACAACUAUCAUAUACACUGAGGGAGCGGUGGGGCACAGCUAGGGGAGCAGUGAAUAGAAAACUGCACCUGGAGUUCAAAUCUGGCCUCAGACACUUACUAGCUAUGUGACCCUUUGAGAGUCAUUUAACCCUGUUUGCCUCAGUUUCCACAUCAGUAAAAUAAUCUGGAGAAGGA